Solanum verrucosum is the source of this 1691-nucleotide messenger RNA. Its product is annotated as putative F-box/FBD/LRR-repeat protein At4g03220. Gene Ontology annotation, molecular function: protein binding. The transcript is spliced from 3 exons. NCBI's taxonomy places the organism in Eukaryota, Viridiplantae, Streptophyta, Magnoliopsida, Solanales, Solanaceae. The record is from RefSeq and is a predicted model, not a curated record. The coding region runs from base 80 to 1681 and encodes 533 amino acids.
CUUAACUAACCCUAACAACACACUCUUUCAUUUCAUCUAAAUUAGAGAAGAAAAAGGGUGAUCCAAUGUGACAUUUUAGAUGAAGAACAAAAAAAUCAUUCUAAUGGAAACAAGAUCCGUUAAGAAAAAAAGGCUUCUUGAUGAAAUCUACGCGAGUUUUUCAUGUGGUGAAGACCGCAUCAGUGAUCUUCCUGAUGCGGUCAUUCACCAAAUUCUUUUCUUCCUUCCAAUCAAAUCCAUCGCCAAACUUAGCGUACUUUCUAAGCGAUGGAAGCACAUGUGGCACACUUUCCCAGAUCUCGAUUUUACAACAAUCAAUGUCCCAUCAACAUCAACAUCAUCAUCAGGUUAUAAUAACUCAAUCUCAAAAGUCAGCUCAAACGUUUACAAAAAAUUCCACGCAAAUUGUACUAGUGCUGGAGGUGCUGAUUUCAUAGAUCAAGUGUUAUCUUUUCGCGAAAAAAAUUCAGGGAUCAGGGUCCUCCGUUUUCGUGCAAAUCUGAGUUUUUCACAUCUAAACGCCCUGAUUCGUGGCGCUGUUAAGCACAAUGUACAAGAACUUGACGUUGAAGUAGCCACUAAUGAUUAUUUCAAUUUCCCAAGAAGUGCUAUAAAUAGUGACUCUUUAAGAGUUUUUAAAUUAAAGUCAAAAUAUCCAGGAUUUAGGUUACCUCCUUCAUCAAUUAUGAAAAAUGGGUUCAAAAAUUUGUUCUCAUUGUCACUUUCGUGUCUUAUUAUGUACGAACAACCUUCGUUACAUGAUUUAUUCACGGAGACAUCUUUCCCGUUGCUUAAGAAAUUGAGUCUUGAUGGUUGUACGGGGUUAACUUACUUACAUGUAAGUUGUCGUGUACUAGAGGAUUUAAUUCUUGAAAAUUGUUUUCAAUUGGAGAAUUUAGAUAUAACGUGUUCGAAAUUGGAGAAAUUGAGUGUCAACAGCUGCUUCGAUUCGUAUUCUAGUGGUACUGAGGUUAAGAUUGUUGGUCCGAGGCUAAAAAGUAUUGUUUGGUCGAAUAAUACUAUAACGGAUCAAAGUUGUUUGGAGAAUUUAACUUGUUUGAUUGAGGCUUUUGUUGGGUUUUUUGUUCUUCUUGAGGAUCUUGGUGCAAUGAAGCUUCGAAGUGUCAAUGAUUUCUUGUCUGGCCUCUCUCAUUCACAUUCUUUAGUUCUUGAAAAUCAAAGUGUUGAGAUUCUAUCGAAGAAUAAUCACUUGGCAGGAAUUUCUCUGCGUCCUUUUAGUAAACUAAGAUCAUUAGAGUUGCACACAGGGUUCCACAAACACAACAUUCCAGGAUUAGCAAAUCUGUUUAGGAGUUCUCCAGCAACAAAUACACUAAUUCUCAAGAUUACAAAUGAACACAACAUCCAAAGAAGGAAAUGGAAUAGGGACCUAUGGCAAUUGUCAAACUCUGGUGAAGAAAGAUUUUGGGAGUCACAAAGUAAUGCUAUGAAUUCUUUCCUUCAACAUCUUAAAGUAGUGAAGAUUCAUGGAUUCUCAGAGUGUGAAAGUGAUGUUAGUUUAGUGAAGUUUUUGUUGAAGCAUGGAAAAGUAUUGCAAGAAAUGUUCUUGUGUGUAGCUGAGCUUUCCAAAUCAAGAGACUCACUUCAUAGAGAAAAAAUCAAAUCACAAAUAAUGGGGUUUUCCAAAGCAUCUUGUAAUGCUAAGAUUGUGUUCAAGUAAACUUAGAGAU